Messenger RNA from Anneissia japonica, 3782 nucleotides. Its product is annotated as SCO-spondin-like. The transcript is spliced from 23 exons. The record is from RefSeq and is a predicted model, not a curated record. Lineage: Eukaryota; Metazoa; Echinodermata; Crinoidea; Comatulida; Comatulidae. Gene Ontology annotation, molecular function: protein binding. Gene Ontology annotation, cellular component: extracellular matrix. Bases 114 to 3782 code for a protein of 1222 amino acids.
UCGCUGUCAACAAGUUACAAGUGGUUCACUCUAGACCACUUAUAUACACUUUAUUACAGUAAUACUUUUUAAAUAGGAAGACAGUUUUGGCAGAACGAGACGCAAACGUACUAAUGGUGAUGAUAUCACUAAUACCUGUAGCUUUGUCCAUAGGCCUAAUUCUGUUCCCGUCAAUUUUGGCACAGGUGGACAUACCGAGUUCUACCAAUUUACCAAAUACCGAUGAAGGAACCGGUGAGGGAUCCGGCGACACAUCUGCCUUUAUUCCACCUAAAGAAAGUCACUACUGCCCAGAAGAUGGUGUACAAAAUGUUACAGAAACAGACACAGUUCCAUGCAUAAAUAUACUAACAGUAGCGGAACAAGGAUGGGAAGCUGAUACCGGCAAAUCUGUGUACACCGAUGAUAAUGGCGUACUAACUUGUCAUGUUUUCAGGAUUGUUGAGAAGGCAGUCAUUAUUGAAGUUUGCUGUGACGGAUGGAUGGGCGGGUUUUGUGAAGAAGCUAUUUGUGAGCCAGAGUGCUUGAAUGGUGGCAAAUGUAUAGAACCUGGCACAUGUAGUUGUCCAGUUGAAUAUGAAGGCGCCCGUUGUCAAGAUAAAAUAGAAAUUAUUGUUGAUCCAUUGCCAACUGGCAGCACUAAUCUUGGACAACGUACAUUGUCAACUUGUGUAUCGUGGAAUGGUGACCACUAUCGUACAUUCGACGGCACCCAUUUCACAUUUAAUGGUCAGUGCACAUAUACACUUGCAGCAGAUAAAGACGGCCUCUGGAGCAUUCUUGAGAAAAACGUUGACUGUGAUAAUGUAAACACUUGUCACAAGCGCAUUGAAAUCCUGCUGAAUUUUGAUGAGCUCAUCAUCGAGCGUGGCUUAAUCACAUUCAAUUCAGAGCCAGUCACUAGCUUCCCAUUCUUCAUCAGUGGGAUAUCUCUGAGUGUCAUUGGUGAUUUCACAUUCAUGGAAAGCAGUCUAGGGGUAACAGCUAAAUGGGAUGCAACAAACACUAUCUAUGUGACACUCCUCCAAGACCUGCUCAAUACAGCCGUUGGUCUUUGUGGAACAUAUGACAAUGAUCCAUCUAAUGAUUUCACAUUGAAAAAUGGAGAGGUAACAACAGUUUUGUCACAGUUUGGAAAUUCUUGGGAAGCCGCCGUUAUCGGUGAGGUUUGUACAGGUCUUGGUUCUGACCACCCGUGUGUGACUCACCCAGAACGUGUAUCAACAGCCGAGGAGCUCUGUGCCGUAAUUACAGCAUCGGAGUUUAAGCAAUGCAGCGGCACUGUGGAAUAUACGCCAUAUUUGGACGCAUGUAUAUAUGAUGUCUGUGCCUGGGGAAACACCAAUGACGAUAUGAUGGAAAUACUUUGUGAUGUACUCCAGGCAUAUGUCAGGGAAUGUACCAUGGAAAACAUAAUCCUAGACUGGAGGAGUGAACAGUUCUGUCCCAAAGAAUGUCCCGGUCUUAUGGAGUACAAGGAAUGCGGUAGCAGGUGCAAGAGAAACUGUGCCACCAAGAACAUGGAUCUUGGGCUUCAUUGUUCACCAGAAUGUGUCAGUGGAUGCGAAUGUCCGGAAGGUUACGUUGAAGAAAAGGGCAAAUGCAUUGAAGUUGAAGAUUGCCCUUGUAUUUAUAACAAAAAGGAAUACGUAGCUGGAGACGUGAUACAGAUUAAAUGUAAUAACUGCACUUGCGACUCUGGAGAGUGGACUUGUACAAAUGAUGUUUGUAAGGCAACAUGCUCAGUGUUUGGGGAUCCGCAUUAUGUAACAUUUGACCAGAAGUACUAUACAUUUCAGGGCGAUUGUGACUAUGUUUUAGCUGAGGACUAUAUUGACGGUAAAUUCAGUGUCAUUGUAAACAACAAAGAGUGCGGCAACAGCUACUCUCUCACCUGCACUCGCUCGGCUGUCAUCACCAUCUCUAAUACCGUAGUUACGCUAAACGCCAACCUUGAAGUGCUUGUUAACGGUCAGCUGGCAACUAUGCCUUACGAGAAUGCUGAUCUGGCUAUCGUCCAACCGUCAUCCAUGUUUGUUGUGGUCCAUGGUUAUGGUUUGAGGGUUGAGUGGGAUGGAGUCUUUCGGUUGUAUGUGACCGUUCAACCAUCGUUUAUGAACAAGCUCCGUGGUCUGUGUGGUACAUAUGAUUUCAACCAGAAUAAUGACUUCAUGACACCAGAAGGUGACGUUGAAGCCAGCAAAAUCCAAUUUGCAAAUAAAUUCAAAACGAAUAGCAACUGUCCAGAUUUGGAAGAGUCUUUGAAUGUCUACGUGCCUUGCAAUUUCAAUAAACUCAUGAGGAGCUUUGCUGAAGAGAAAUGCGCUAUUGUCUACCAAGACAUUUUUAAACCUUGCCAUGGAUUUGUAUCCGUUGAAAUGUAUUACGAUGCUUGCAUGUACGACGUUUGUGGCUGUGAAACAGACAAAACCAACGAAUGUCUCUGUGGUGCUGUUUCUGCAUACGCCAGAGAAUGUGCAAAUGCAGGCGCCCCAGUUUUCUGGAGAGAGCAUGAACUAGUCAUUGAUCAUUGUGCCAUUCAAUGUGAGGGCAACAGCAUCUAUUCCGAGUGCAGUCGUGGAUGCGGUAGGACCUGUCAUCAGCUUGCAUUUCCCUGCUUUAAAGAUGAUUUUUGUGUUGCUGGCUGUGUCUGUCCUGAUGGCCAAGCUAUCAGCGAUAAUGGAGAAUGCGUACCAUACUCUGCGUGCUACUGUACAUUCGAAGAUCAAACUUAUCCUCCAGGUGCUGAAUUGGAACGCCCUUGCAUGACUUGCGUUUGUACCAAUGGUACAUUUGAAUGUGAUGGUGAAGAGUGCGCAGAUGAGGUACAAUGUCCUAACAAUCUUGUAUAUUCGCAACAUGCAUCACCGUGCCCUAAGACUUGCAGAAAUUAUGACAACUAUCAACCAUGUUCAGGCUCGACGCGGUCAGGUUGUGAAUGUCCUGAGAAUUAUGUGCUUGCUUACGAUACUUGUGUUUUGCCUGAAAAUUGCCCUUGUCUUCAUGGAGGUAUCCGAUACAACAGUGGUGAAACUAUGCAACCCGACGCUUGCAACACGUGCACAUGUCAUGGCAGAAUGUGGGACUGUACUACAGAACAAUGUUCAGGAACAUGCUCCGUGGUUGGAGAAGGACAUUUCUCGACAUUUGAUGGUAGAAUGUACACAUUCGCUGGGCCUUGUCAGUACAUCCUAGCAGAAGAGGUGAACCAAGCUUUCUCUAUUGACGUGACGACUGUGUUGUGUGGGAGCAGCGGCAUUACAUGCACCCGUGCAAUUGAUAUCCACAUAGGGAACAUCACGGUGUUCAUGGUUAGAGGAUCUGACAUCACAGUUAAUAACGUGCCAAUUACCCUGCCUAAGUACUAUGGCAAUCUGCGAAUUGAGCAAUCUGGCCUCUUUUACAUUGUCACCAGUGACCUGGGCUUGAGAGUGAAAUGGGAUGGAGGAACUAGACUGUACGUGACCAUCGAGCCACAAUUUAACAGCAAAGUUAAAGGUCUGUGUGGAGAUUUCAACGGCGAUCAAAUUAACGAUUAUUCCACCAGAACCGGGUUGGUUGUGCAGUCACCAGACAACUUUGCCAACAGUUGGCAAGUGCUGAACAACUGCCCUGAUGUCUCACUAUUGUCCCUUGAGAGUCCCUGCGAGGUUCAUCCGCAACGUAAAACAUGGGCAAUGCGACACUGUAGUAUAAUACUACAUACAACGUUUGCAGAGUGUCAUGCGCUUGUUGAACCCAAUUCUUACUUUGAACGUUGCACAUACGAUGCCUGUGGGUAA